AACGUCAAGCGUGGCGCGUGAUCAGCUGGGACUGUGAAGAAAAGCUUUGGCAAGUCAAUUUAGAAAUGUUAUUGGUAAAUGUGAGAGGCGCUGCGUGAUUUUUCCUCAUACGAUAAAACUGUGAUGUGACCGAAGUAACGUUAACUGCCCAGAACUGACGCCCGCCGUCAAAAUCAAUUUACAGCAGAACCUCCAUCCACAUGCAUAACAAUGGACUCUAAUGGAGCAGCGUAAGAUGAGAUGAAGUCUGUGUGUUUUACGCAGUGAAAUCCGAGCAAAGCCAGAAUCGGAUAAAUGAACUCCAGUGAAGCAUCAGCUCAGCCAAAAGCACCUCAUGUCGUUUCUGGACUGCACCUGUAUCUCCUCCCACUCACAAGUCCAGUCCAUCAGCAUAGAGGAGCAGUAUGAAGACAUCAGCCAUCAGUGCUCGAGCAGUGAUGUCUCUCCGUGUUCUGUGUUGACGGAUGAAGAUGACAUCACAGAUCUUUCCACUGACCCCGCCCACUAUCAGCUGCUCUCACAAAUGGGCCGGGGCUUUAAUAACCUCAGUCAGGUGAGCAUGGCACGACACACACUGUCUGGCCGGCUGGUGGCGGUAAAAAACACUAACCUGGAUGAGUGUACAGAAGAUGAGCUGCUGCAGCUGAUGAAUGAGGUUCUGCUGUCCAGACUGUUCCGUCACCCAAACCUGCUGACGUCCAGACUGGUGUUCAGCUCGUGCUGUCAGCUCUGGGUGCUGUCUCCUCUCAUGAGCUACGGCUCUGCAGACUCUCUGCUCAGGUCGUAUUUUCCGGAUGGAAUGAGCGAGUCUCUGAUGGCGUACCUGCUGUACGGGGUGCUCCGAGCGCUGGAGUACCUGCAUCACAUGGGUUACGUGCACAGGGGUGUGAAGGCGAGUCAUGUGCUGCUGUCAGCUGAAGGCCGUGUGUGUUUGUCGGGGCUUCAGAGCGUGUACAGUCUGAUGAAGGAUGGCAAGAGGAUGAGAGCUGUGUUUGACAUGCCUCAGCACAGCCCGUCUCUGCUGCCCUGGCUGAGUCCUGAGCUGCUGCGACAGGAUCUUCAUGGCUAUGGAGUGAAAUCAGACAUCUACAGUCUGGGAAUCGUGGCGUGUGAGCUGGUCAGUGGCAGAGUGCCGUUCCAGGACAUGCCGCCCACUCUGAUGCUGCUUCAGAAGCUGCGGGGUUCUCACUGCUGUCUCCUCGACGUCCCUCCUUAUCCUCUCGGAGACAUGGGUGCGCUCAAGGUGUCCCGCUCCGGUGUGGAUUCGGGGAUCGGCGAGAGUGUUGCGACCGGAAGUCUGACCCGUACUGCCACAGCGGAGAGACCUCAAAGCCCCGCCCCCAAAAACCACUCGGCCACACUGCACAACCUGGUCCAACUGUGCCUGCAACAGCAGCCUGAGCGCAGGCCGUCUGCGACAGCUCUCCUCACCCAUCCCUUCUUCAGACAGGUGAAGAAACACACAAGGGACUCUUUCCUCAGUUUGAUGUAUCCAGCCAUGCCAGUGUCCUGUCCUCCAGACACGCCUCCAUCUGAAACCCCCACCCAGACCUGCAACACCCCGUCACCCACCCACCCUGAGCCCGAGGACGGCAUGUGGGAUUUCUCCUAAACCUCGCCGUCUGUUUCUGUCUCCAUCUCGUCUGUUUCUUGUCCAUUUCUCGAUGAAUAUAUUCCAUAAUAAUCCGUCCUAACCAGCAGCUAGAUUUGGUCGUUUUGCCGUUCACUUAGUUUGUAUUUAUGUCACAUGAUGCUAUGGUAGCCCCGCCCACAGUGAAAUCUCACUAAAUCCCAUCUCUAUAUGGACCAAAGUAUUGAUGACAUCAUCUUGCACUCAUGGGCGUGUCUACAUUUUUAGCCAAUCAAACAUCUGCCUAGACAUUUCCUGAUUAACAAGAGCAAGUAUAAACUCGUUAAUGUCUGUGACCUCAACUAAAAGCCUAUUAGUUUGGGCUGCACGAUUAAUCAAAAUAAAACUGAAUUUGUGAUACAGUGCGUUUAUGAAAUCUCAAAGGCUGCUUUUUAAUUUAUUAAAUGUAUAUCUUUCUUAAA
This is a messenger RNA of Sinocyclocheilus anshuiensis, 2052 nucleotides long. RefSeq names its product STE20 related adaptor beta (gene stradb). Bases 335 to 1612 code for a protein of 425 amino acids. The transcript has 13 exons. Gene Ontology annotation, biological process: activation of protein kinase activity; protein export from nucleus; protein phosphorylation. NCBI's taxonomy places the organism in Eukaryota, Metazoa, Chordata, Actinopteri, Cypriniformes, Cyprinidae. Gene Ontology annotation, cellular component: serine/threonine protein kinase complex. The record is from RefSeq and is a predicted model, not a curated record. Gene Ontology annotation, molecular function: protein kinase activity; ATP binding; protein serine/threonine kinase activator activity.